AUGGACAUCCAGGAAAACCUUGCUAAACUUAAUGCUCUCCAAGCAGAAGACGGGAUAUGGAAGCUGGAUAUUAUAGAACAACUCCAAGAGCAGACGCAGACUAUGAUGGAGAAGAGGGAACUAAAAUGGCAACAGAGGGCCAAGGAGUGCUGGUUGAUACAUGGGGAUAAAAACUCCAAAUAUUUCCAUGCAUGUGCUUCUCAACGACGGCAAAAAAAUUUGAUUUUCUCCAUCAAGGAUGGCGAAGGGGUGUUGCAGGACAUUCCUAUGGGAAUUGAGGCAGCUUUUGUGCAGCACUUCUCAAAAAUACUCUCCUCCUCUGGCCCGCGUGGGAUCGAAAGUUGCAUUCAGGUGUUACCAGAGAGGGUUACGGCAGAUAUGAAUGGACAAUUGCUGGGCGAGGUGUCAAAAGAAGAAAUAAGUCAAGCUUUAUCCCAAAUUUCGCCCAUGAAGUCGCCUGGUCCAGACGGCUUUCCAGCGGCGUUCUACCAGGAGCAUUGGAAUCUGGUAGGGGAAGAGGUAGUGAUGGCGGUAAGACAUUUUUUCAGUACGGGCCUUAUUGACCCAGACAUAAAUUUUACCCAUAUUACUCUUGUGCCAAAAAAGAAAAAUCCUUCGGGAGUGUCAGAUUUUAGACCCAUCAGUCUAUGUAACGUAGUUUAUAAAAUUCUUGCAAAAGUGUUGGCUAAUCGCCUAAAACUUGUCUUACCUUCGAUUAUUUCUUGUAACCAAUCGGCUUUUAUCCCGGGCCGAUUAAUUUCUGACAAUAUUUUUGCAGUAUAUGAAACUCUUCAUACUAUGCAUACUCGCAUGUAUGGGAGGGUGGGUUACAUGGCGGCGAAGCUUGACAUGAGCAAAGCCUAUGACCGGGUUGAGUGGCUCUUUCUUGAAAAAGUCAUGAAGAAAAUGGGUUUCGCGAGUAAAUGGGUUCAACUUAUUAUGACGUGCGUCACCUCUGUCUCAUACUCUGUGAAUGUUAACAGAGUUCCUGUUGGGCACAUAAAACCAUCAAGGGGUAUUAGACAGGGUGACCCGCUAUCUCCAUAUCUCUCUAUCAUUUGUGCGGAGGUCUUGAGCGUAAUGCUAUCUCAUGAAGACAGAUCUGGCCGUUCGAAGGGAGUCCCAACUUCUUUCAAAGGAAUGAGAAUAAACCAUUUAUUUUUUGCCGACGACAGCCUUCUUUUUUGUAAGGCUAUGGAACAGGAAUGGAAUUGUUUGAAAACGGUGUUGGGAGUGUAUGAGGAAGUGUCAGGGCAGAGGCUAAACAACAACAAAGCUUCGAUCUUUUUUAGUCGUAAUACUAGUCAAGCGACAAAAGAUCAAAUUAUGGCUGUUGUUGGAGUUCCGGUUGCACAACGUUUCGACACUUACUUGGGACUUCCGGCGUUAGUUGGCAAAUCAAGAACCCGGGAAUUCCAGAACCUAACAGAUAGGGUAAGGAAGAAGUUGUCAGAUUGGAAGACUAAAUUCUUAUCACAAGCCGGGAAGGAGGCUCUAUUAGCAAAACAAGGCUGGCGUCUGAUGCAAUACCCUGACAGUUUGGCAGCAAAGAUUAUCAAAGCAAAGUAUUUCCCCACAGGAUCUUUCAUGUCAGCAAAUUUGGAUAACAAGCCUUCAUUUGCUUGGAGAAGCAUUUUGGUAGGGAGGAAAUUGCUUGAAGAAGGAUUGUACUGGCGUAUUGGAAAUGGGAGAUCUGUUAGGAUCUGUGAAGAUAGAUGGAUCUCUGUACCAAUAACAUAUCAUCAUGAAGACAAGCUUAUUUGGCGUGCAACGAACUUGGGUGAAUUCUUGGUGAGGAGUGCGUAUCACCUUGAGAAGGAAAGACAAGAUAGAACUAAAGGGGAAUGCUCAAAGGGGGAAGGAAACCGUGCUAUCUGGAAAAUGCUCUGGAACUUGAAGAUUCCACAAUCAGUGAAAGUAUUUCUAUGGAGAGCAUGUAGCAAGAUUCUUCCCACAAAAGAUAACCUCAAGCAGAGGCGGGUACUGGCGGAUGAUACAUGCAUUUUCUGUUGCAGUGUUAGGGAGACUACCCAUCAUAUUCUAUGGGAUUGUCCAUCAUCCCAGGAUGUUUGGUGCGUAAGUGGCAGCAAGCUUCAAAAGUGUACAUCAGGAGGAGACGAUUUUUGCAAGCUAGUGGAAAAUAUGAUGGAGAUUCUAACGAGAGAGGACAUGGAGCUGUUCGCCAUCAUUGCAAAGAAGAUUUGGAAAAGAAGAAAUGAUGUGGUGCAUGGGCAACCAUUCUCUCAUCCAAGUGUAGUAGUGAAGCAAGCAAUAGAGCAACUUCAAUUGUAUCGCAUGGUAAAUGUGAAGUACGAGGAGGAACUGGAGCCUACCCUGCCGAACAGACAAAAAUGGGAAGCACCACCAUCGGGGCUAUACAAGAGUAACUGGGAUGUUGCAGUAGACCAAGGUGAAAUGCGGAUGGGAGUAGGGGUAAUUAUCCGAGACGAGAGGGGACAGAUUAUUGCAACGCUAAGCCAACCGACUGAGUACCACCAUGAACCAGCUGCUGCCGAAGCUGUAGCCGCGUUGAAAGCAGUGGAGUUUUGUAGGGAAGUGGGAGUUCACGAGACCAUUUUGGAGGGGGAUUCACUGUUGGUUGUGAAUGCAAUCAAAAACCAAAACCAAUGUUGGCUUCGUUAUGGACAGAUCAUUACAGAUAUUAAAUGGGUACUAGAGUCCCUUACCCAAUGGAGUAUACGGCACAUCAAGCGAGAGGCGAAUUCAGCAGCUCAUGGACCGGCAAAGUGUGCUUUAAGGAGUUCAGAUACCCAAGUAUGGUUGGAAGAGGUCCCUAGUUGUAUCUCAGAAAUUGUUUUUUUAGAGCAGAUGGCUCUAAUGUUGUAA
Corylus avellana is the source of this 2847-nucleotide messenger RNA. NCBI's taxonomy places the organism in Eukaryota, Viridiplantae, Streptophyta, Magnoliopsida, Fagales, Betulaceae. The record is from RefSeq and is a predicted model, not a curated record.